Messenger RNA from Trichoderma atroviride IMI 206040, 1509 nucleotides. NCBI's taxonomy places the organism in Eukaryota, Fungi, Ascomycota, Sordariomycetes, Hypocreales, Hypocreaceae. The record is from RefSeq and is a predicted model, not a curated record.
AUGUCGGGCAAUGAUGAUUACAAUGGGUGUAACGGUAGACCUAGAGGGCUGGUGAGCGGCCUUGUCAGAGGCGUGGCGGCGGGUAUAGGUCUGGCCUCUGAGAGCUACCAUAAUCACAAAGAGAAGAAGAAAGCCCAAGAAGCUGCUGCCACAGCUGGAGAAAGCUCAAGGUCGGCCGAGAAUGAUGGAGAGCAGCCGCAGCGCCACAGCUCUCACCAAAGCGAGGAGUAUGACUCUUCAGAUAGCGAUGAACAUGAUGGACCCAUAAAGGUUGACCCUGAGACAUCUCGAGAUUUGGAAGAGGCAGCGUGGAACCUUGAUGCUGCUCAAUCACAGCUGGAGCCACCGCCCGACUAUGCUACCGUCAUGGAACAAGACAUUGACGCCAAUACGAUGGCUGAAGGCUUUGUACGGAAUCAUAUGCUGCCACCAGGCCACUAUCAGAAACUACCAAUGCUUGUGAUCCUUCCGCAACGGCGGCCAGGAGACCGCGCUCGUGGAUUCAUACAUGCUUAUGCACCGCUACUACAGAGCGUGGGCAUUGACCAGACGACAUUCAUGGACUUUAUGAAAGAGCUCAAUCUGGCAACUGCCCCAUCGCCAUGGAUCAACGCCAUCAAUCUUGCAGCUGUUGCCGUACAGCACGUUCCCGAACCCAUCACAAUUGCCGUUUCCAUCGCCGCACAGGUAACCACCCAAGUGAGCCUCCAAGCACACAGCCGCUCCAAGACGAACGCCUUUCUGAACAAAGUGAACGCCGAAUUCUUCCGUCCGCUUGGACUGAUAGCCAUCAUCUUGACCUGGAAGCCGAGCAAGCCUGGCGAGGUCGUCACGCAGGUCACCUUUGACGCAACCAUUGAUCAAGCUGCACAGAAUGUUUCAGGGUCAGGGUCAGGAGGAAGCAGCGGAAUCCGUAACAAAAUGCAAGCUUCGCACGGAACCACAAACUUUGAGUGGCCCGAGUCGGCACCGUUGGUGUUUCCAACUCUGGACAAGCUCUCUGCCACUCCUGAAGGACGACAGGCUGUGGAAGAUGCUGAAAAGAAGCAACCCAACGGCAUGAAGCGCAGCAUGCUGUUUGCGAUGGACUACAUGGAUAAAAGAGCUCAGGCUCAAUGGGCCAACGAUCAUCCAGAGAGCCAGCUUGCUCAGUUGGGCGUCAAGCCCGAGUUUCACUCGCGCUACGCGGAUCCCAACCAUCCGGCUAGCAGUGGCAGCCUCUUCGCUUUGCUGACGGGCGGCGCCAUUGGCGGCGGCGUGAGCGAUCGGAGACUAGGCAAACGUGCUAGAAGAGACGCUCGACGCGAACGGAGAACAGACAGGAGAGAGGCAAGAGGGCCGACUAUCUUGGGGACCGUUGGACCUGGGGCUCUGAUUCGCGGUAUCAAGAAGUUUAUAAACGAGGUUCGUUCUGACGAUGUUUUGUAUCUCAUGAUCACCAACUUGCCGUCAGCUGAGGAGAUGAGGGCGGCUGAACAAUUCUUGCAGGCACACCCUCUACAGGGUUGA